AUGGGGCCACACAACACUCCCGUUGACAACUAUCACUCCCCCUCCAUGGCGCAAUCCCAAACCCUUCCCCCUCGCUACCGUGCCUCACGCCCCUUCCCCCGUCACUAUCACUCCCCCUCCACGGAGCAUUCCCUCCCCUCCCCCCUCGCUACCAUGCCUGUCCCCUCCCCCCUCGCUACCGUGCCUGUCUCCUCCCCCCACGCACGACCUCCCCUUCCCCUUCGCAAGCACUACCCUUCCCCUUCGCAAGCACUACCCUUCCCCCAUUCCUCUUCCCCCGUCACUAUCACUCCCCCUCCUCGUAGCGUUCUCUCCCCGUCCCCCUCGCUAGCGUGCCCAUCCUCCCCUCCACGCACGCCUAGCACCCCCCUCCCCCGUCGCUAUCACUCUCUCACCGUCACUAUCACUCCCCUUCCCCCUCCCGAACAUUCCCCUUCCCCAUCUCUGUCACUUCCAUCGUUGUGGCGUUCCUUCCCCUUCCCCCUCACUCGCGUGCAAGUUCCCCCCCCAUGCGCGCCCUCCCCUUCCCUGGUCACUAUCACUCCCCCUCCGCGUAGCGUUCUCUCCCCUUCCCCCUCGCUAGCGUGCCCGUCUCCCCCCCCCCACGCACGCCCUCUCCAUCCCCGCCGCUGGCAGUCCCCAUCCUCCAUGCUAGCACUCCCAUUUCCCCUCGCUAGCACCCCCCCUCCACGUAGCAAGCACUCCCCAUUUCCCCUUGUUCUUGUCGACCUUUCAGUCACGCCCCCCACUGCUUCGUUGCACCAGCGUGGAGCGAAUGCCGAUGUUGGGCAACUGCUAGAACUGGAACCACGGUCAGGAGCCAGCUUCACGUACAAGUUCAAGACGUAUCACAUCAACGAGCAUGGAAAGGUGGUGCCCGACGAUGGGUUCGGGCAUGGCGGGGACCGUCGUGGGCCGGCGUAUCGAGAGUUCCUUGCAUCAGGACGCGUGGCUGACGACGAGGGGGGGGAGUUAGAGGAGACAAUUGUGGAGGGAGAGGAAGGGGAGGAGGCUAGUGAGGGAAUAGCGCGACUAUCGGAGCCACAUCCUUUCAGCGGUCGCGGUACAUCGUCCUGUGCAGCCCCUCGAGACGAUAGCGUUAUGAGCCCUACCGCAGAGAGGGGCGGCGCAUCUACCAGAACUGCCCCUCUGCCUGUUAGCCCUACUGCUGUGGGGGGUGGCGCAACUACCACCAGAGCAGUCGCUCACGAUGAGACCCAUGUGAGGUAUGUCGGGUCUCUGCUGCGCUUGGCAGCUGACGCCAGACGCAGCUACAUCCUCACUCAAGGGAGUGGUAUGCCUACUUGA
Molecule: messenger RNA, 1308 nt
Organism: Closterium sp. Naga37s-1
Lineage: Eukaryota; Viridiplantae; Streptophyta; Zygnematophyceae; Desmidiales; Closteriaceae
Source: the annotation of a GenBank genome assembly